Messenger RNA from Aspergillus bombycis, 1404 nucleotides. RefSeq lists its product as uncharacterized. The coding region runs from base 1 to 1404 and encodes 467 amino acids. The record is from RefSeq and is a predicted model, not a curated record. The transcript has 4 exons. Lineage: Eukaryota; Fungi; Ascomycota; Eurotiomycetes; Eurotiales; Aspergillaceae.
AUGACUCCUGCGAUGAGUUUGAUUACUCUGGCUGUUGUCUCCUGGAGCCUUGUUUACGGGGUGACAGCUGGUGUUAUAUCUUCAGGCUGGACGCCAAUAAUAUCAGAAAUAACCACCAGCCCACGCCCUAGCCCGUCCCGCCCAGGGCCAUGCUCUCCAUGCCCUUCAUCCCCUUCGUGUCCUGCCGCCACCAUAGUAACCGUCACUGUGACUGCAACGGCAUGUGUCCCGCCAACCACUCCUAGUGGCGGUGGAGGUGUGGUGGUCAACCAGGUCCCGGUCCAAGUCCAAGUCCAGGUCCAAGUCCAGGUCCAAGUCCAGGUCCAAGUCCAGGUCCAAGUCCAGGUCCAAGUCCAGGUCCAAGUCCAGGUCCAAGUCCAGGGCCAGGGCCAGGUCCCGGUCCCAGUCAACCAGGUCAAUCCCCAUGCCCAACCAUCCCUGUGGGACCCGAAGCCUACCAACCCCCUCCCGACAACCAUCUCCCCCGUUCAUCCACCGACGGGCACCCCAGGGAAAACUAAGCCGGUCCCACCGAUCAGCACGCCAGCUCAACCUUCACCCAGUGUGCACCCAACUACCCUACCAGUUCCUCUGCCAAGCACCCCGGGGAAAACUAAGCCUAUGCCACCAUCAGGCACUCCAGUCCAAUCCCCGCCCGGCGAAAAACCUUCACCAAGCACUCCGGCAGAAACCAAACCAGCACCAAGCACACCGAUCCAACCUCCACCCAGUGUACACCCAACUACCCAACCUGUUCCUCCACCAGGCACCCCAGGGAAAACCAAGCCACUCCCUCCACCAAGCACGCCAGCUCAACCUCCGCCCAGCGUGAAACCUCCACCAAGCACCCCAGGGAAAACCAAGCCGGCACCACCUCCAGGUACUCCAGUCCAAUCUCCAUCCAGCGUGCAACCUCCAACAAGCACCCCGGAAGAGACUAAACCGGCGCCAUCAACACCCAUUCAACCUCCAACAAGUGAGCAUCCAACCACCAAACCAGUCCCUCCUCCAACCAGUAUCCCUACCCAGCCACCAACGGAGACCACAACAGAAACCCCGACUGGUUCACCUCCCGGCCCUCCGGUACCCACCGCUUCACCAUCUGGCAGUAUCACACCGAUCCAGCCCUCGUCUUCAGAGGAAGGAGUGAAGCCAACGACGACCGUACCAAACGUCCCUCCCACAGAAACUCCUGAGGAUGACCCCCCGGCUGAUGAUCCCCCCGCUGACGACCCUCCUGGCGAUGACCCCCCUCAUAAAACUACUCUUGUAAAGAGGGCAUAUCCCCGUUGGCAUUUGAAGAAGGGAAAGCAUUGGAAUUUCACUAAGCCCGAGACAGCUAAGCCCAAGAAACUUGGUAGGCCUUUUAAGCCGCACUACGAUGAGGACGAAGAUGAGGACUGA